Schistosoma bovis is the source of this 1288-nucleotide messenger RNA. Lineage: Eukaryota; Metazoa; Platyhelminthes; Trematoda; Strigeidida; Schistosomatidae. The record is from the annotation of a GenBank genome assembly.
GCGGAAAUUUGAAGGGUUUCGUGAACAACUCUAUUAGAAAAAUACACUACCCCAUCGUGGUAUAUGACCAAGAAUUCCACAUUUCAGUCGGCUUCCCUAUGUACGAAAUUCUUAAUUGUAUAUUUUAUUCCUUCCUGUUCAUAUCCGGUCUAUAUUUCGCCGGUGGAAAGUUUCCAAGAGACCAUCCGGAAACAAUCAAGAGAAGAGUUGUCUCCGUGUUCGUGACAGGAACUAUUUCCAUGAUUCAUAUACUGACGUACAUACGUUCCUAUGAUCGUCCUCCGUUUCAGUUAUCUUCAUAUGAAUUUGGGAAACUGUUUAUUAGGCUGGAUGGCUUAUUAGAAGCAGUUAUUAUAUCUGUCAUACUUACUUUGGUCAUGUACUUUGGCGUUGUAUUGGAUGAUAUAUGUAGUGGAGAUAUGUUAGUCGUAUUUGAUGUUCAAUACUGGAAAGAUCGUAUAUUUAACUGGAUAAGUUUAAGAAAUUUUGUAAUAGCUCCUUUGGCUGAAGAACUCAUCUUCCGUGCAUGUGUUACAUUUCAUCUACUUCCUUUGUUCUCAUCAUGUGUUAUGCUUUGUUUCGUUAGUUCAUUAUUUUUCUCUUUAGCCCAUUUUCAUCAUGUUUUUGAAUCAGUGAAAAGUGGUCAAGAUCUGCAAUCUGCAUUUAAAACUUCACUUUUCCAAGUGUUUUACACAACUCUAUUUGGAACGUAUUCUGGAUUUUUGAUGCUAAGAACUGGUAAUAUUGCUUCAAGUAUUGUUACACACUCCUUGUGCAACUUCUUCGGCUUACCAGAUUUAAUAGGUGCCAUCGAAAGAGCUAAGUAUCGUUGGGGUGUCUCUGGUCAAAUUUUCGCUAUUGGAUCUCAUCUUUUGGGGUUACUUUUAUGGGCAUAUUUGUUAUAUCAAAUAACUGAAACAAAAUGGUCCUCAUCAAACAACUGUCAUUGUGAUUGGUAUUGAGAGUUUUCAUGCCCAUAUGAAUUAUUAUUUUUGGUGUUAAUAGAACUGUUAAAAUGUUUAGAUCUUCGUUUCAAUUAGACUGAAAAUUCUUAUCUGAUAUACAAAUAUUAAACAUUUCUAUAAUCCCGGUAAACAGCAAAUUUCAGUUCAUCGAAGGUACAAAAGUAGUAGGAAUUAAAACGGAUUUCACACGAAUUUCAAGGCUUCACCUCAUAUUCGGAAUUGUAAUUAGAUUUUGUGCUGUUAAGUAUGUACUUGUACGCCAUUAGUUUGUUUGUUUUUUUACAUUGUAAAUGUGUACCCUUCUAAAAUCAGUCAUAAUUAUC